Cryptosporidium ubiquitum is the source of this 2541-nucleotide messenger RNA. RefSeq lists its product as uncharacterized. The record is from RefSeq and is a predicted model, not a curated record. Gene Ontology annotation, molecular function: gamma-tubulin binding. The coding region runs from base 1 to 2541 and encodes 846 amino acids. The transcript has a single exon. NCBI's taxonomy places the organism in Eukaryota, Apicomplexa, Conoidasida, Eucoccidiorida, Cryptosporidiidae.
AUGAGCAUUGAAAAUGACUCAAUUAUAACACUUCCAACUGAAAUCAUUAAUAGAAAGGAAUUUUCAUUACCAGAUUCACAGAAGCUUUCUCAUUUUUGGAUAGUGAAUCAUGUAAUCAAUUCAUUAUUCUCGUCAAAUAACACACACAAUAAUGAAUUAGUAAAAAAUAGCUACUUUAAGGGAAGUUUAUUCGAGGAAAUAAGGUUUCAACUUAAUGUUAUAGCUAACAACCUUGAAUUGAUCCGAAUCAAUGAAAAGGAGAACAGUAAUCAGUUCCAAGUUUGGAAAGAGCUGGGGAGCUGCGUUUCAGAGUUUAUAACUGAACUAUUGGAAAAGUGGGAUUUAAAACUUUGCGAACUCCAACAUCAUCAUCUUAAUAAUUGUGAAGUUCUGCUUAAUGAGCUAGUUUCAGAAUUUAAUCAAAUCAACAGAAAGGUUAAAGGAAUUGACGUGAUUGAAGGUUUUGAUAAGGAGGAGGAUUUGUGGGGGGAUGAACAACUGUUUUGGGAGAUUGAUUCAGUCUACCCAUUUCGUGAAUUUCAAUUUGGAUUGAUGAAUGAAGAAACAAUAUGCUCAACUCCAAUUACAAUUGUUUAUCUGAGUAGUAUACUACAUCCGUACAUAUCUAUAUGGUCAAAUAUUCGCUCUUUUUUCAACAUUUUGGUCAAUAAAGUAUUCCUAUCAAAUUCAACCAAUAUAAAAAAUGUAGAAAUUCAAAAGAGCGAAUUAAAUAUAUUCAUACUUGAAACCUUAUUUGAUAAUAUUGAAAAAUCAAUUCUAAUUAUUGAUGAAUAUAUACUGAAUAUAUGGACUUCUUUAUUAAGAAAAUGUAUUUGUUCUUUUGCUAAGUUAGUCCCAAAUACUCAAAGUUCGCUAAAGAAAUUUCCAUCCAGCAAAGGAAAUAAUAGUGUAGAAUUUUAUAAUUCUAUAUCUAUUCUAAGUGAUAUAUUAAACUAUUUCAACAAAUAUAAAACGUGCUACUUAUAUAACAUUGGUAAUAUUUUUGGAAUCCAACCAAAGAAUGAAAUAUCAAAGCUAGAUUUUGUACUAAGAACAAUCAAAAUUGAGAACCAACUUUCAGAUAUCCCUAUUGAGUUAUUAAAUGACAUUCAUCUUCAAGAUCAAUCAAAAGCUUUCCCUAUUAAUAUGUUGUUUACAAGUAAUCAAGAUAAUCAAUCUCAAGCUAUACAGAGAAGAUACACAUUCCAAAACAACAUUGGAAAAUCAUUUAGAGAGUUAAAUAGGGAUCUGAAAAUGUACUAUAAGGAAUUAUUCAUUAAGGAAGACAAUGAGAUUAAAGCAAAACUUUGCAACCCAAUAAUAACUAAACUAAUCAAAAAUCACAGUAACUUUGAAAAUCAUCAAGGAAUUCGAAUAAUUAAUAUUUUAUCCUGCUUAAGAGACCUUGUAAUUUUAGAGGAGUCUUCUACUGAACAAUUAAUUAAAACUCUGCGUUUAGAUUCAAAAAAGAAGUUCCCAAAUAUAGAUGUUGAUCCAACAGAAGCUAAUCUUUCAAUUAAGCUUUUAUAUAAUAAAGGGCUCAAAGAUGAGGACAAAGAAUUAAAGAGGAAAAUCAUGUCAAUGUUUUUAUUAGAAUUUGAAGUUAGUAACACAAAAGACUAUAUUAAAGGUCAGCUACCCACAUUCUACUCCUUAAAAAUCAGACUCAAUAAUAUUAAUCUUGGCUUAAAUUCAAAUAUAAAUUUAUCAAAUAAUCAAAUUUUAAUUUGUGGUAUCCCAAGUUAUUUAAUAUUGCAGUUUUUUGGUAAAGAUAUCAUGGAGGAUUAUUCAAAUAUUUUUAGUUUUUUACUGGAAGUUAAGAGAUGUUCUUUAUUUCUGAAUCAAGUAUUUCAAACUUUAACUGAAAUCAACAGAGAGAAACAGGGGAUUUUGCUUUGCAAGCAAAAGGUAAAGAAAAUCGCUAAAGAUGGUUUUGACUAUAUUAAAUUCUGUAAUAAUAAUUGCUCAAUUAUUAUGAAAUGGGUUGACCUAUUGCUUUACAUGUCUCAAAAAAUGCGUUUUUCAAUCCAAUUUAUUGUCGAUAUUUAUUAUAGUUAUUUUUCUAUACAAUCCCCAAUCAUUUGGGAGGAACUCAAGAAUAAUCUCAGUAGCAAUAACUCUGUUUCAUUCAUGAUUAAAAGUCACAAAAUAUAUAUUGAGAAGCUACAUAAAUUAGUCUUGGCUCCAAACAAGAGAAAAAAAGACAACUUGGGUAUAGACCAGUCAUUCCAAUCAAUUUCUAUCAGUUUUGUAUUGUUAUUGAAGCUUGGAAGAAAAUUAAAUAUUUUAACUUAUAAAGUUAACCAGCUCGUUCAAUUCUUAAGUAAUGUAAACAAUGUACUAAGGAAUAGAAAGUAUGUUCCAUGUAUGAUAUUAAGAAGGAAAGUACAGCAAACCGUUAAAAAAAUUGUAUUGGCUUUUGAAGUUUUACAUUCUGAGUUUAAUGAAGCCAAGCAACAAUUUCUCAACUCAUUAAAUAUAUAUAUUAUGUCCAAUCCCAAUAAAGAAAUGGAAUUCCUACUACUACAACUAAAUAAUUAA